This is a messenger RNA of Arabis nemorensis, 1086 nucleotides long. The record is from the annotation of a GenBank genome assembly. Lineage: Eukaryota; Viridiplantae; Streptophyta; Magnoliopsida; Brassicales; Brassicaceae.
AUGGAUCCGACGACGGCGAUGGUUUCUCCGAUUGAUUUACCGAUUAUGCACGACAGCGAUCGUUACGACUUCGUCAAAGAUAUUGGGUCUGGUAAUUUCGGUGUCGCUCGUCUCAUGACUGAUAAGGUUACAAAAGAGCUUGUUGCUGUCAAGUACAUCGAGAGAGGAGACAAGAUUGAUGAGAAUGUUCAGAGGGAGAUUAUCAAUCACAGGUCGUUGAAACAUCCUAAUAUUGUCAGGUUUAAAGAGGUGAUUUUGACGCCUUCCCAUUUGGCUAUUGUAAUGGAAUAUGCUUCUGGUGGAGAGCUUUAUGAGCGGAUAUGUAAUGCAGGGAGGUUUAGUGAAGAUGAGGCUCGGUUCUUCUUUCAGCAGCUUAUAUCUGGAGUUAGCUAUUGUCAUGCAAUGCAAAUAUGUCACCGGGAUCUGAAGCUGGAAAAUACAUUGUUGGAUGGAAGUCCCGCCCCUCGUUUGAAAAUAUGUGAUUUUGGAUAUUCCAAGUCAUCUGUUCUUCAUUCGCAACCAAAGUCAACUGUUGGUACUCCUGCAUACAUUGCACCAGAGAUUCUUCUUCGACAGGAAUAUGAUGGCAAGAGUGCAGAUGUAUGGUCAUGCGGCGUAACCCUGUAUGUAAUGUUGGUUGGAGCAUAUCCAUUUGAGGAUCCAGAAGAGCCAAGAGAUUAUCGAAAGACAAUACAAAGGAUCCUUAGUGUCACAUACUCGAUCCCCGAGGACUUGCACCUUUCUCCAGAAUGUCGCCAUCUAAUAUCGAGGAUUUUUGUGGCAGAUCCUGCAACAAGAAUCAGUAUCCCGGAGAUCAGAUCCCAUGAAUGGUUCUUGAAGAAUCUUCCCAAUGAUCUGAUGGACGAGAACAGAAUGGGUAGUCAGUUUCAAGAUCCCGAGCAGCCGAUGCAGAGCCUCGACACUAUAAUGCAGAUAAUAUCAGAGGCUACGAUUCCAGCUGUUCGAAACCGUUGCCUUGAUGAUUUCAUGGCGGAUAAUCUUGACCUAGACGAUGACAUGGAUGACUUUGAUUCCGAAUCUGAGAUUGAUGUUGACAGUAGCGGAGAGAUAGUUUACGCUCUCUGA